Harmonia axyridis is the source of this 4296-nucleotide messenger RNA. RefSeq names its product mitogen-activated protein kinase kinase kinase 15 (gene Ask1). NCBI's taxonomy places the organism in Eukaryota, Metazoa, Arthropoda, Insecta, Coleoptera, Coccinellidae. The record is from RefSeq and is a predicted model, not a curated record. Gene Ontology annotation, biological process: MAPK cascade; protein phosphorylation. Bases 261 to 4076 code for a protein of 1271 amino acids. The transcript has 17 exons. Gene Ontology annotation, molecular function: protein kinase activity; ATP binding.
AAGAAUCCAAUGUCAAUAUUGUCAAUUUGUUAUGAAAUUGAAAUUGAACUUUUCCACCUGUGACAUAUUUUUUGUUUUUAUCCAAAAUACUUACUUGGAACCUAAGAAAAUUAAUCGUACUGUUUAUUACUGAAAUAUUAACCAUUCAAACAAAAGUGUCACUAAUAAAGCUAUGGGAAAAUAACACAGGUGCGCUAUUACUACAAUGUAGACUAUAUCCAAGGAAUUGAUAUCACUCUCUUGAUAUUGUUCAAAGAAACAUGCCAUUACUUCCAACAUCGACUCCUUUAGAGCCUGACUCAGAAUGUCGUAGUAUUACAGACAGUGUUGGAUCUCAUUCUGAUGUGUCAGGACACACAGUCCAACCUCCAGCUAUGGCUAGGCCUCAUAUGGAUGUAGUUUGUGUUAUAGAUAUGUGUCAGAUUGAUCAUCUUGCAGAUAGGAAAAAAGCUUUGGAUGAGGUGAAACAGGCUUGCCUUCAAGUUGGAGCAAAUCUUAAUCACAUCCAAUUCAAAAAUCUUGAUUUUGGUGAAGCUAAUGUUGUUAGCAGCUUUUAUAAUGCCGAUCUUGCCAUAGUUGAUCUAUCUGUUUUGGUUCAACAGACUACUUUAUUUUACCAUCUUGGAGUUAGAGAAAGUUUUAAUAUGAAACAGAAUUUACUUAUAUACAAUGAUACAGACCGAGAUGUCACCUUACGUCUCAAGUUGUCUUGUAGUACUUACACAUUUAUGUCUUAUAAAUUGACAGAUGAUGGAAUCAUUGUUGCAGCUGGACCUAAAGCAGAUGAUGGCAUUGUUGAAAUGUCACAAAAAUUAAAAAAAUUGCUUCAGGAUGUUGAAAUACAAACAAAAGCUCAUAUGAAGGAAAAAUUUCUCUCUGAUUUGAAGAAGAUAAAAGAACAGAAAAGUGGACCUGAAAAGAAAGAAGCUCUACACAACAUAUGUAAAAGAUUAGAUGACCCUAAUGUUUUAUCUUCUGAUGUUGUGCUAGAUAUGUUACUAUGUUUUCGUGAUAUCCAAGAUUAUGACUCUAUGGUUCACUUAGUUGACGAUCUGCGCACUUUACCUAUGACAAGAAAAUACCUCAAUUCCUAUAUAAAUUUCUUGUAUGCUUUUGCACUGAAUAGGAGAAAACAAGAAGGAGACAGAGAGAAAGCACUUGAAGUUUGCAUUGAUGCAUUGAAAAAGAAGGAAAACCAUUUUCCAGACAUGCUAUGUUUAUGUGGUAGAAUAUAUAAAGAUAAAUUCACCGAAUCCGAGUAUCAAGAUUCUGACAGUCUGCAACAAGCAACACAUUGGUACAGAAAAGGGUUUGAAGUGCAACCAAAUGAAUAUGCAGCAAUCAACUUGGCUACACUUCUAGUGAUUGCAGGUGCAGAAGUUGAUAAAUCUGAGGAACUUCAGCACAUAGGUAUGGUUUUGUCUAAUUUAAUUGGAAAAAAAGGUAGCCUUCCUUCCUUACAAGAUUACUGGGAUGUUGCCACAUAUUUUGAAUUCUCUGUUCUUUUUCAACAAUAUGGCAAAGCAGUUCAAGCAGCUGAAUGUAUGUUCAAAUUAAAACCUCCUGAUUGGUAUCUGAAGUCUACAGUAGGCAAUAUUCAAUUAAUUGACAGCUAUCGCAAACGGAACGAUGAAGCAACGCCCGAUGAACAAAUAUUCAAUUUUUGGAUGGAAUUUUUUCUUGAGGCAACUAGACCACCAGAGGAAAGAAGUUUCAGAUUUCCAGCUCUAAUUUUAGAACCCAGUAAAGAGUAUAUGCCAAGCCAUGUUUGUAUAAACUUACAAGCAGAACAACAAACUCUUAAACUUAGUAAUCUUUGCAAAAAGUGCCUUAUGGGAGAUUGUACACAAAUACAUGACUGGGAAUUCACUGCAAACAGUAUUAGAAGUGUCAGUUUCAAUAAGAGAGACGAGAGAUGUUUCUUCCUAUAUGUUCAUCACAAUUCUGAUGACUUUCAGAUAUACUUUCCUUCAGAGGCAUGCAGGCAAUGUUUUUAUGGGCUAAUACUUGAACUUACUGAUCAUCAAGAGGGGCUCAUAGAAACAGAACCACCAAGAGAGAUUAACUAUGAAUAUGAAACAGAUGAAAAUGACAAGCGAAUUGUAUUAGGGAGAGGUACUUAUGGAGUGGUCUAUGCUGCUAGAGACUUGAACACACAAGUCAGAAUAGCAGUAAAAGAAAUACCUGAAAAAAAUCUAGGAGCAGUUCAACCGUUACAUGAAGAAAUAAGACUGCAUUCUCAAUUGAGACAUCGUAAUAUUGUCCAGUAUUUAGGUUCAAAAUCAGAGGACAACUAUUUCAAGAUAUUUAUGGAACAAGUGCCUGGAGGUUCCCUUAGCCAGUUAUUACGCUCAAAAUGGGGUUCCCUGAAAUCUAAUGAAAAGAUAAUGGCAUAUUACACAAGGCAAAUUCUUGAAGGUCUGAAAUAUUUACAUGAUCAAAAGAUUGUCCAUCGUGAUAUUAAAGGUGACAACGUACUUGUUAAUACUUAUAGUGGAAUAGUGAAAAUUUCUGAUUUUGGUACCUCCAAACGACUGGCAGGUCUUUGCAGAACAACGGAAACAUUUGCAGGUACUCUUCAGUAUAUGGCCCCAGAGGUAAUCGACAAAGGGCAGCGAGGUUAUGGUGCUCCAGCAGAUAUUUGGUCUUUGGGAUGCACUGUGGUUGAAAUGGCUACUGGUAAGCCACCGUUCAAUGAAUUGGGUUCGCCUCAAGCUGCUGUGUUCAAAGUAGGAUAUUAUAAAAUUCAUCCUGAAGUUCCAAAAGAGCUGUCAGAGGUUGCAAGAAAUUUCAUUCUCAGAUGUUUCGAACCAAACCCUGAUAAACGGGCAACAGCAAGUCAACUCUUAGAGGAUCCUUUCUUAGGCUGUGAUCGAAAAAAAAAUGUACGUCUCAACACAGAACUGAGUAGGAGCGUAUCUGUACCUGUAGACAAAGUAAAUACAAGGUUACCAGGUUCGAGUGCUCCGAAUCAAACUCCAACUACUCCGGAUUCUGAUCGCAACAGUGAUUCCAGAAACCAGAGUAAAGGGGCCCUUCUACCACCCAUCCAUAUGCCUAGCACUUUAUCAUUCAGCAGUCUAGCCUCUACUCCAUCCUUAGACAUAGAGGCAACUCAAGAAUCUCAAGAAUAUAGACGAAAUUCGACUGGUACCCUACUUUCACCAGAUGCUGAAGGAGGUGUUGAGACUGACGGCUUUUAUCUACUGAAGAAAGAUUCUCAAAGACGACAAACUCUCACAAAGGUUCUUAGCCAGGACGGUGCCAAGAUAUGUGAUUUAUGGAUGUUGAAAAUUAAGGAGAAGAAUCAGGGACAAACAUAUCUCACUGUCCAGCACCUUUCUUUGCUAAUGGACGGACUGAAAAAUUAUCUGACUGAAACUUCAACUUCUGUGAUAGAAAAUGUCAUAAGUCGAUUAAAAGCUGAGCUUCAUUACGAAGAAACUGCUAUUAACCAGUUGGAGUUUGCGAUUUAUCUCUACCAGGAGGCGGUAAUUGAAGUACUUAGAUCUCAUCCAAUAAAACCUCAUUGGAUGUUUGCCUUGGAUAACUUAGUAAGAGCAAGUGUACAGGCUGCCAUAACAGUACUAUCACCUGAAUUAGGAGAAAAUCUUGCCAACCAUAGUUCCCCUAGUACAAUUAAUUCCUCUAAAUCAAGUAAAAGUACAGAAAGCUUUGAUGUUCCUGAACAAAUUUUACAAUUAAGGACUGAGAAUAAUAGACAAUUCCAGGAAAUGCUAGACAUGCAUAAACAACUCCAAUCUUUUAUGAAGCAGCUAGUAGAUAAUACGAAUCGUUUAUUGAAUUGUAGUUGUCAAGCACAAGAAAUAUUACCUGAAGAUCAGAGACUCAAGGUAUGGUUGAAUCAUAUAGGCCUCCAUGAAGUAGCUCAAAAUAAAAUAUUGGCUGAAGGAUAUUCUCUGGAAGAAGUCCAACAGCAUAUUACUAGAGAUGAUUUGAAGAAAUUGAAAUUAAGAGGUUCAUCAGAAUUGCGAGUUUGGAUGGCAAUAGAACAAUAUAGGCGAAAUGACCACACUACGAAUAAUAAUCGAUUGAACAAUGGCAAUCUUUACUGACAAUUUGUAGAGGAUAGAUUCCAAAUGUAGUACUGAAUUACUAUUUUAAAUAGUUCAUGUUGAGUGCCUUUUAAUAAUUUGAGAAAAAUUAUUUUAUUUUUAAUUGAAAUUUUUAAUCCAGUGUAGAAUUUCAAUAUUGUUUAAAUUUUGAAAUUAUAUCCUAAGUUAUAAAUAAGUCUAAUAUUGUUGACUAAUGAAUAAAUCAGUUGAUUUUUUAAUA